Rangifer tarandus platyrhynchus (Svalbard reindeer) is the source of this 1173-nucleotide messenger RNA. The record is from the annotation of a GenBank genome assembly. Lineage: Eukaryota; Metazoa; Chordata; Mammalia; Artiodactyla; Cervidae.
AUGCAGAGCGCUGUGUCAGAGGAGCCGGUCUUGGGCUUCAUCUUCCAUUUCAGAGCCUGCAAGGAUGCUUCCAGCAGUAGCCUGCUCAGGCUCUCCCCUCCUGAGUUGACACUCCGGGAUUCCAAGGGGUCUCUGGAGCGAGGAGCUAUUUCUGGGCCCAGACCCUGUGAAUGUGGGGCUAAUGUGGACCAGAUGCCCUACUUGACAUCUCCCGAUAAGGGGUGGAUCGAAGCCGUGAACAAGCCCUAUGACAUCAAGAGGUCCAGCUGGGUCAAGGAUGAGAAGGAGGGCUUUGUCGCUGGGGAGAGCCAGUCUGAACAGGGUGACCAAGUCACCAUGAAGACGAUCACCAACCAGACGCUCAUCAUGAAGAAAGAUGACAUCCAGCAGACGAACCAUCCCAAAUUCUACCAAGCCAGCGACAUGGCUGAUAUGACUUUCCUGAAUGAGGCCAGCGUCCUGGACAAUCUGCAUCAAUGCUACAUCAACAUGAGGAUCUAUAUGAGUGUCAGGGCCAGGACCUACUCGGGCUUGUUCCGCGUGACAGUCAGCCCCUACCGGUGGCUGCCCAUCCACGGGGCCCGCGUGGCCAACAUAAAGGCUGCUGCUGGUCCGAAACCCGAAGGAGUGCCCCUGGUGAGCCAGGGCAUCACCGCGGUGGGCAACAUGCACGACGGGGAGGGGCUGCAGAUCACAGACGUGGGUGGGCGGGCGGGCAAAGCCGGUGAAAGACGGGGCGACUCUGGGGCCCUGCAGGCACUGCCAUCUGAACUGGUGGCCGACAAAGUUGCCCACCUCAUGGGUCUCAGCUUCAGGGAGCGCCAGAAGGGCAUCACCAGGCUGCGGGUCAAAGUAGGCAAUGAGCUGGUGCAGGAGGGCCAGAACACGGAGCAGUGCCAGAAAUCCAUCGGGGCCCUGGGCAAGGCCAUGUAUGACAAGAUGUUCAAGUGCCUGGCGGUCAGGAUCAACAAGAUCUUGGACACCAAGAUGCAGAGGCGGUUCUUCACUGGGGUGCUGGACAUCGCUGGCUUCAAGAUCUUGGAGGCCUGUCUGGCCUCACGUUGGCGUAGCCACCCUCCUUUGAUAAGAGCCUUUUCAUCAAGGUUCUCUCGCUUCUCACCUUCGACUUGGGGCUGGCCAAUCUCAGUCUGCUCCUGGCUCUCCGGCUUCUGA